AUGACUCACCCAAAUAGGGGCCUGAGUCUUCACCUGAACCACCCCCACCCCCGCAAUGACCAGGGGGUGAAGGUCCUGCUGACCACUUACAGCCUCCUCUCCAGCCCCAGCUUUCUGAAGACCUGUCCCAGUUCCAAUGUCACUGUGCCACAGGGACCCCCAUCAAUGCUGGCUGCGUCUCUCCCACUUCUCUCCACGGCCCCCAAUUUCACUGUGUGCGAAACCGAAGUUCCAAGCCUUGGAGAACUGAAGCAGGUUCUAAAACCCGAAGGGUUUCGAAAUCGCAGCAACUGCAGAGGAGAGAAGCCGGCCCACGGACUGGGCUGGGGGCGCGGCGCAGGCGCAGCCGGAGCUGGACAUCUCCGGCCCCGCGCCGCGGAGGCGCCGCCGCGUCCCGGCAUCGAGCCGGAAAGCUGGGGCCCGGGCGGAGUGGGGCGGGGCGGAGGGGCCCAGGGGCUGGAAGCAGCGCCGAGAGGGCGCGGCCGGGCACGGACCCGGGCUCCGGGCAGCGGGCCGCCCCGAGGGCGGAGGGGAGUGGCCCGCCGCGGCCUUAUUUCCUCGAGCGCCGGCGCAGCUCACUUGGAGCCUGUCCGUCGAACGCCGCGCUCUCCCGCGUCCAUGCCGCCCCGCCUGCAACCGCCGCUCGCCUCUGGGACCGGGCGCCCGCGCGCCGCGGUUCUGCCGCUCGCGCUGCUGCUGUCGCUCGCCCUGCAAGGAGUGGCGGCGGCACCCGCGGGGGCCGGGGAGCCCGAGGACUCCCUUCGGCGCCGGGACCCGGAGCUCCCGCGCGGACUCCUGGAGCAGGCGGCGCGCGUGGCGCUGCACUUCGUCAACUUCCGCGCGGGCUCGCCCAGCACCCUGCGCGUGCUGGCCGACGUGCUGGAGGGCCGCGCCAGGGUUAAUCCAAAGAAGGAAUGUCAGGUUGACCUGGUGUUUACCACAGAUCGCUAUAACCCAGAGGAAGGUGAGGAACGUUUGGGGAAAUGUUCCGCUCGAGUGUUUUUCAGGAAUCAGAAACCGAGACCGGCCAUUAAUGUGACUUGUACACGACUCAUUGAGAAGAACAAAAGACAACAGGAGGAUUACCUGCUUUACAAGCACAUGAAGCAACUCAAAACCCCCUUGGAUGUAGUCAGCAUACCUGAUAGCCAUGGACAUAUUGAUCCCUCUCUGAGACCCAUUUGGGAUUUGGCUUUUCUUGGUGGCUCUUAUGUGAUGUGGGAAAAGACAACCCAGUUUUUACAUUACUACAUGGCACAGCUCAGCAGUGUUAACCAAUGGAAAACAAAUGACGAUGCAAUUGAUUUUGAUUAUACCGUUCUACUCCAUGAAUUCUCAACACAGGAAAUCAUUCCUUGUCGUAUUCACUUGGUCUGGUACCCUGGCAAACCACUUAAAGUGAAGUACCACUGUCAAGAGCUGCAGACACCAGAAGAAGCCUCUGGAACUGAAGAAGGUUCAGCUGUGGCACCAACAGAGCUCAAUAAUUUCUGAAAAGAAAAAAGGUCUGCUUAUACCAAAUUCUAAACAAAAUGACUCUAUUAAAUAGUGUAAAUCACUAUUCUGGCAAAAUAGGUAAGGUAUAAAGUAUUCUAAUAUUUUUUAGAAAGCCUGCAAUUAUAAUACUUAACAAUUAAAAGAUGCUGGGGUUUUUGUUUUUCGAUUGGUUUGGUUUAUUUUGUUAAUUCUGGGAACACAGGCAUACUGAACUCUGCUCAGCGCUAAACAGUUUACUCCACAGUUUUCUCAGGGUUUCAGCCCUAAAAUGUAAAAGAAGAAUCAACUGGUAUAUACUGUAAUUGGAUCAAUAAGUAUUUAGCAAAACAAAAAUUGAUGGUCUUACCUUUAAAGCUGUAUUUCUCAUUACUUUGAACAUAGCAAAGCCAACUAUUUUCUGUUGCUAAAUUCCUUCCACUUAGUAUAUAAAAAAUAUAAUAUAGUUCAAUGAAAGCAAAUUGCAGGGAAAAUAAUACCAGUUUAGAACAAACUUUAAUUUUUUUUAUCAUUUCAAGCAAGUAUUCUUUUUUUGAUAUGUACUUUUCUAUAUAAAAUGUGUUCAGUGUGUGUUUAUAGAGAUUUGUAUCCAUAAGCAAAAUUUGUGCUAAACUGAAUUAAAUGAACUCUUAAUAUUGCUUAAUUCAAAUUUUAUAAAUAAAGUGUUUCAUGGAUAAA
Molecule: messenger RNA, 2172 nt
Organism: Acinonyx jubatus (cheetah)
Lineage: Eukaryota; Metazoa; Chordata; Mammalia; Carnivora; Felidae
Gene: RARRES1
Product: retinoic acid receptor responder 1
Exons: 7
Coding region: 1-1494 (497 amino acids)
Molecular function (GO): metalloendopeptidase inhibitor activity
Source: RefSeq, a predicted model, not a curated record